This is a messenger RNA of [Torrubiella] hemipterigena, 675 nucleotides long. The record is from the annotation of a GenBank genome assembly. Lineage: Eukaryota; Fungi; Ascomycota; Sordariomycetes; Hypocreales; Clavicipitaceae.
AUGAAGACCCCAGCCUUUCUAGCUCUGGCGUCCUCCGCCACGGCUGCGUCCAUCCCUCGCAAUAGCAACAGCUUUCGCAGCACAGACGCCGACAUCAAGAACGUUCCCUGGCAGGCCGAGUACUCUGUUGAAGGCAGCUUUCAAUGCGGUGGUACCAUCAUUAACUCGUGCUACAUUGUCACAACCGGUCACUGUACGGGCGGAAUCCGCAGUGCGAGUGAUCUUUCCAUUCAUAUAGGCAGCCGCGUCGAUCACGACAUUGCUCUCGUCAAGCUUACAUCUGAAAUCCAAUUCAGCGACUCUGUCAAGGCGGCUGGCCUUGUCGACGCGACCGUUGCGCCGGGCACCAAAGCCCAUCUGUCAGGAUGGGGCAAGACCGAGACAGGCUUCCCAAACACCCUUCGUGAGGAGGAUCUGGAUGUCAUUUCGCUUGCAGACUGCAAGUCCAAGCUCAGUGACACAGAUAUCCACGUCACAGACCGUAAUAUGUGCACUUUUACAUCCGGCAAGAGCCCGUGUAAUGGCAGUAGCGGUAGCUCGCUCGUGGUUAAUGGAAAGCUCGCAGCUGUUCCAUCUACUGUGUACGAGUGUGGUAGCACCAAGUACCCCAGCAACCACACGGAUAUUGGAAAUAAGAGCAUUCGCGACUUUAUCCACGAUACUGCGGGUGUCUGA